AUGCAUGAUAGAUAUCACAGAACCAAAGAGUCGACCGUGUCAGUUGUCGAAAAGGUCACUGCAGUAAGUCCAUUACAGACGGUCGAACAGGUGGACACUACACUUAGCAGUGAUCGUGUCAAAUUGCAAACAGCUACUCGAGAUUCUGUAUUUCCUUUUCGUCAUCCUCAGUAUGGCGCAUAUAGCAGAAGUAGUGAAGGACACACGUCAUCCUUGACAUCACGGCCUGUUUUUGAAAAAGAUUUUCCGAUUGCAUCGAAGGAACCGAAGAUUGGUUCUAAUGUUGUGUUGCAUCGAGUUGAUUCCGAUUUCCGAACCAAUUCAAAAUUGGCGCUGAAUUUACCAAAUAAGAAGUGCAGUAAAUUUGGCAAAAAGAUCCCCGUAGACUCUCAACAUUUUGUACCUGCCGAGAAUCAAGAAAUUUUGGGGAGAUCGAAAAAUAAUACUGAGCACAUUUUUCCUACCGAUUGUUUCGGCAAAAAAACGAGAGCUGUUGAAAGUUUGAUCAUCAACUCUCAGUUAACUGAUAACUGCGAACCGCGGCGUAAGUCAUUAUACACUCUUCCAUUUGAUAAUAAUAUUGAAGUGUCAACUUCAGUCACUUAUAAAAUAAUGCCAGCAGUUGAGCAUGCUUCAUCAGAAUUAUGCACAAGUAAGGAUUCAGUGGGGAAAUAUAUCAAUAACGAAAACAUGGCAACCAGUAAUUGGGAUCCAACACUUCUCUUAAAUAAACUAUACGAGGUCAGUUAUGAUCCACGUAAGGAAUCAAAACUUAAUCGUUUUACUAAUAUGGAAGGACAUCUUGAAGUUCCCGUUGAUGAUGAAAGCAUAUACGCUGAGUUGCAAAAAAAUUGGGUGCAAAAAUAUUUUCGGACUAGAGAUGGACGUUUGCAGUGGUUUGCUUCACAUUUCGCAGAUGAUACGCCGGUCGGGGAAGUGCUGCUUUCUGGUUGUGAAGUAGAUGCCAAUAGGGAUGAAAAUGCACUUUAUAUACAUGGAGGAAAGAGUCAUAUCAGAAUGGUGUUGAGGAUUCCGCCAGGAGCCAAUGUGUUUGAUAAAUGGAGGAAAGCUAUGAACAGUCAUGCUGCUUCAUCGUAUCUUGAUACAUUCGUUAAUCCUGUUUAUCCUCCACUGCCUCAUAUCACCGAGAAAGUUGCUAUUAUCGAGCUCGGAUCAUGCUCAAUGCGAGCUGGUGUAUUGACAAUGGAACCUUCGCUACCGCAAUCGUUUUUUCCAACAGUAGUACUCGUUAAAGAUGAUGGUGAAUUCAUUGUUGGUGGUGAUGCAUUACUACCUGAGAAUCGUCGCAAAGGUGAGCUAAUAAGGCCACUACGCGCGACAGAUAUUUCAUUGCAGCGUUAUGUAUUUCACCGACCAGCUUUGAAAGCUUGCUUGCAGAAAUGUGUCGAUGAUUUAAAGAUCGAUCCGACGAAGUAUCGGGUUUUGCUCUCAAUUCCGCAAAAUAUUCCUACUGCUCUCAUUUCGGAUUUGUUAAAAAUUGUUUUGGAAGAAAUGUACUUCCAGGGUGCAGCAGUAUCACGUCAACCAAGCCUUGUAUUAUAUGCCUACGACGUAGCUACUGGUGUUGUCGUUGAUAUCGGCGAUUGUGUCAAUAUUGUGCCAGUAAUCGACGGUUAUGUUGUCGAUAGUGCGAUUGUGUCAUUGCCAUGUGGUGCGACUCAAAUUAUUAAUGCUUUGCAAGCAAAACUUAUGGAAUCUAACUGUGGUUACACUUUUCAAUCGUCAGUUGAAAUGCUCAUUUCACGCUUUGUUAUGGAGCAGGCAUGUUUUGUUGCUACCGACUAUGAGGAAGAAGUAAAAAAAUGUGCGAGUAACAGCUGCGAUAUAGAUGCAGUUGUUUCGAUUGAAGAAUUUGAACCAACCAGUGAAAUGAUAUCUUCCUUCAAGAUAAAUUCUGCUCGCUUUACUGCAACUGAGGGUUUAUUCAAACCGAAAAGGUGGGGUCUUGAUACGAAAGCUCUCCAUCAGCUGGUGUUUGAAGCCGUACAAUCUUCGCCUAUUGAUAGUAGAAAAACCUUGUUCAGGAAUAUAUAUCUAGCUGGUGGCGUCUCUUUACUUCCUGGCUUAGCCGAAAGAUUGGAAAUAGAAGUGGCAUCACUUGUAGCACCAAUUAUACAUACGCAGGUUCAUCUUUCACCGUGGAGGUACAACGCAGCAUAUCUGGGCGCACAGGUAAUCGCAUCGAGUACCCAUUUUGAUCAGACUUGUAUUACACUUGAAAGUCUCAGUGAUUUUCUUCAUCAGUUACAGAAUUCUACUUUUUAG
Acanthocheilonema viteae is the source of this 2286-nucleotide messenger RNA. NCBI's taxonomy places the organism in Eukaryota, Metazoa, Nematoda, Chromadorea, Rhabditida, Onchocercidae. The record is from the annotation of a GenBank genome assembly.